This is a messenger RNA of Pseudozyma hubeiensis SY62, 1533 nucleotides long. Its product is annotated as 20S proteasome subunit. Gene Ontology annotation, molecular function: threonine-type endopeptidase activity. Gene Ontology annotation, cellular component: proteasome core complex. Bases 1 to 1533 code for a protein of 510 amino acids. The record is from RefSeq and is a predicted model, not a curated record. The transcript is spliced from 4 exons. NCBI's taxonomy places the organism in Eukaryota, Fungi, Basidiomycota, Ustilaginomycetes, Ustilaginales, Ustilaginaceae.
AUGGAAGGUGGAUGCGAUUCUUGUCGAAGGAGAAGGACGAAACCUUGGAUACAGUAUCGACCCGUGAAGAAGACUCGCUGCUUCGCUUGUGCGAAGACGACCCUUGCCCGAUUCGAGAGCCCCUCACCACCGCGAUUCGAUCAGAUUCGAAGCAAUGGGUCAAUGACUCGCUACCCCCAGCAGCAGCAGCAAGGCUACGGUCAGCCUCAACAGGGCUACUACCCCCCUCCCCCUCAGCAGGCGUACGGAGGCCAGCCCCAGCAGGGCUACUACCCCCAGCAGCCUCAGCCUCAGCCCGUCUACGUCCAGCAGCCCCAGAAGAAGGGCGGCGGAGGUGGUGCCGGUACCUGCUGCGCGUGCUGUGCCGGUAUGCUCGCCUGCUGCUGUCUCGAGGACCUGUGUCUCGGUCAGUUCGACCUCCCCAACAUGGACCCGGCCACUUUCUUGUCCCAGUACACCGACGUCGACUCUUCCAAUCCCGCUGCCAAGAUCAAGCUCGCACACGGUACCACCACCCUUGCGUUCCGCUUCAAAGGCGGCAUCAUUGUUUGCGUAGACUCAAGAGCCACAGCAGGCUCCUACAUCGCUUCGGGUACUGUCAAGAAGGUCAUCGAGAUCAACCCUUACCUCCUCGGCACCAUGGCCGGUGGCGCCGCAGACUGUCAGUAUUGGGAGACCUACCUGGGUAUUCAAUGUCGACUCCACGAACUUCGCAACAAGGAGCGCAUUUCGGUCGCCGCAGCCAGCAAGUACCUCAGCAACCUCGUCUACAGCUAUAAGGGCAUGGGUCUGUCCAUGGGAACCAUGAUCUGUGGCUGGGACAAGACCGGUCCUGCUCUCUUCUACGUCGACUCGGACGGCACUCGCCUCAAGGGUGAUGUCUUCAGUGUCGGUUCCGGUUCCACCUUCGCGUACGGUGUGCUCGACCAAGGGUACAACUGGGAUCUUUCCGACGAAGAGGCCCAGGAGCUUGGACGACGCUCCAUCUAUGCCGCCGCUCACAGAGAUGCGUAUUCGGGUAACUGCAUUACGACGGACCCGGCGACAAUGUUCCCGGAGCACCAGGCGGAGGCUACGGCUGGGAAGUGCGAACACAGGGUCUCUCAUCGAAACUCGAAGCACAGCCAGGACAGAGCGUCAGUGGUCAGGGUGGCCGCUUUGCAGACGAACAGCCGCUCGCUGCGCAGGUACGACCCGAGCAGGCAUAACCGUUCCCUGCUUCCUUCGACUCACAUCUUGUACACUAUUCACUCUGAAGUCAUUUGCAAUCGGCUCAACGGUCUGGGACUUGUGUUUGUGGCGGAGCGACAGAGGCGCAAGCAGGGGUUUGCGAAGUUCAGAGGUGCACGCAACAAUCAAGUGUAUAAGUUGAAGGCAAUCAUAGAAGACAAGCCUGGUGAAUUGCAUAGCUGCACAAAGAAUAGCGAACGCUACUCAUUCCAUUUGGAUGCUGUACGGCGACGAUUCCUCCGGCAACAACCUUCAAGAGCUUCAACGACGAGGCUGUCAUACCUCAAACGGUGCGUUUGCUGA